ACGGCUCUCCUUAUAGUGAAGCUCAAGAGUCAAACUCGGCUGUCAGCAUUCCCACAUAAGGCUCCGGCCUUUCAAGCAGGAGCUACAGGUGGCGCAGGGCUGCCAGGCGACUUGGAGAUCUCUGGCCAGCCUCCCCCGCUGCCAGGUCGCCAGAUUCGCUGAGGCCGGGACCCAGAGGUGCCCCUUCGAGAGCCUGGGCUGGGCGCCCCAGCUUGGUGUUGGGUUGCUGAGGGACACACCGCUGUAACAGUCGAAAGGGCAGCGGCAUCCGGCGCCUCCGCAGGAGCCGCGCCCCGCUCCCCGCGGCCGCCUCGCGCCGGGACUGCGUUUCCCAGAGGCCCCCGCGGCGGAGCGCCGCCCCCGCUCAACGCCACCCGGCGGCCCCCAGGCACCGGCAGACCUGCAGCCCGGCCGCUCGCGGAGUCUUUGAAAGGCAGCGGGAGGCGGCGGCGCGAUGGCGAGCCUUGGCCGCCUGCUCUGCGUGCUGGGCCUGCUCCUGUGCGGGGCGGCGAGCUUCAGGCUGUCGGCUCCUCGCGCCGGCACCUCGGAGAAGCCCAUCAUCGGAAUAUUAAUGCAAAAAUGCCGUGAUAAGGACAUGAAAAAGCUGGGGAAAUAUUAUAUUGCUGCAUCCUAUGUAAAGUAUCUGGAGUCUGCAGGUGCAAGAGUUGUACCAAUAAGGCUUGAUCUUACAUCUAAAGAAUAUGAAAAGCUUUUCCAUUCAAUUAAUGGCAUCCUUUUUCCUGGAGGAGGUGCUGACCUCAAGAAGUCAGGUUAUGCUAAAGUGGCCAAAAUAUUUUACGACUUUUCCAUACAGAGUUUUAAUGCUGGAGACUACUUUCCUGUGUGGGGCACAUGCCUUGGAUUUGAAGAGCUUUCAUAUCUGGUUAGUAACAAGUCCUUAUUAACUUCCACAAAUACUGAUGGAUGUGCACUGCCGCUGAACUUCACUAAUGGUACAUUGCAAAGCAGAAUGUUCCGGAAUUUUCCUUCUGACCUAUUGCUGUCAUUAUCAGUAGAACCUUUGACUGCAAAUUUCCACAAGUGGAGCCUGUCCAUGAAGAAUUUUACAACGAAUGAAAAGUUAAAGAAGUUUUUCAAUGUGUUAUCUACAAAUACAGAUGGCAAGACUGAGUUUAUUUCAACAAUGGAAGGAUACAAGUAUCCAGUGUAUGGUGUCCAGUGGCAUCCAGAGAAGGGACCUUAUGAGUGGAAGAUAGAGAAAGGCAUUUCUCACUCGCCUAAUGCUGUGAAAGCUGCGUUUUACUUAGCAGAGUUCUUUGUUGCUGAAGAAUGGACUCUUUCAGAAUUGACCACACCCCUGUCUUCCACAUACCACCACCUGCAGGAAGGCUAUGGAAGGGCCCUGAGGACAAGUGAGAAGAGCAGUCCCAUUCAGACCAAAGGCUUAUUGGGUUGGGACCUACAGCAAUCUGCGUUUGAUCAACUACAGGACUGGCUCAUCUGCCACCAUUACCGCAUGACAGAAGUGGAAAGGCAUUCCCCUUUUCUCAGGCACUAUGGUUUUUACCCUGACUUUUUCCACACUUUCUGUGAGGACAGAGAAACCUCGGGUGCUGGUCAGUGUCUGGGACAGCCAAGGGUCACCCAGAGGGACCUCCUGGAUGCCUUUGACAUAUCAGGGAUUGGACAUCAGCCCUACUUUUUAAAUCAGCAUCUUCUCAAGCCUUGCAGCUGCGCGGUUUGGAAUGAACUCCUGAAGAAUACAGAGGACGAGCAUCUGAAAUCACUUCCCGUGAUUAAGCAGGCAGCAGGAUAUGCCUUUGCCACGCCUAAUGGCGGUAGGGAUUAUAGUUCCACUUUACAGAUGAGAAAAACUUCAGAGCUCAGAUGUCCAACACUGUCCAAGGUCACAGUGGUGGACCUGGGACCCAAACCCACCUUUUGCCCUCCAAGUUCUCCCUCCUUCGGCCACACCUCUCGCCCUGCUGCAUACAUGCGGGAUCUGGGCAUGUCCGCCAAAUUCCCUGGGCUUCAGCUCCCUCAGCUGUGCAAUGGCAACUGGGAUUUGACCAUCUCCAAGUUCCCUGCUAGUUUCUCUUCAUUUUGA
Molecule: messenger RNA, 2068 nt
Organism: Equus quagga
Lineage: Eukaryota; Metazoa; Chordata; Mammalia; Perissodactyla; Equidae
Gene: GGH
Product: gamma-glutamyl hydrolase
Exons: 12
Coding region: 455-2068 (537 amino acids)
Biological process (GO): tetrahydrofolylpolyglutamate metabolic process
Cellular component (GO): vacuole
Molecular function (GO): gamma-glutamyl-peptidase activity
Source: RefSeq, a predicted model, not a curated record